AUGUCGUGGUCUACCGAAUUGAGAUCGUGGGCGUCCCCAGAAGCGCUGGCAGUUGCAGCGCCUCCCGUCAUCGGACAGGAAGCGCCGAGGACACCAGUAUUCGAGGUGCCUCAUCCAGGUACAGGAGCUGCUGUUAUCACCUUUCUCAGGCACUGUGGCUGUCCAUUCGCCGAGAAGACAUUUCAGUGUAUGCGCGACGCGGCGAAUAGACAUAGGGACAUAAACUUCAUCGCCGUGUCACAUAGUGAUAGAGACUCUACAGACCGUUGGAUUGCCGCUGUAGGCGGCCGAGGGCAUGUUCAGAUUGCGGUUGACCCGAAGCGCGAGUCAUACGCAGCAUGGGGCCUCAAUGUAUCCAGUUUCUGGCAUGUCUUGAGCCCUUGGAGUCUCUUCUCGGUCUACCAGCUGGGCUCGCGAGAGGGCAUCUGGAAUCGGCCCACGGAGAGCGGAACACGGUGGCAGAGCUCUGGGACAUUCGCCGUUGACUCAGAGGGCAUUGUGAGAUGGGCUGGACCUGCUACUAGUGCAGACGAUAUUCCUGCCUUUGAGGAAGUACUGGAAGCAUUGGGGGGCAUUCGUAGGGAAUAG
Aaosphaeria arxii CBS 175.79 is the source of this 588-nucleotide messenger RNA. RefSeq lists its product as uncharacterized. The coding region runs from base 1 to 588 and encodes 195 amino acids. NCBI's taxonomy places the organism in Eukaryota, Fungi, Ascomycota, Dothideomycetes, Pleosporales. The record is from RefSeq and is a predicted model, not a curated record. The transcript is spliced from 2 exons.